CGCCAUUAUACCAAAGAGGAAGAAGGUUGCAAGAGCAAAAUGGCAGCCUCAAUUGAGAGUUUGUUCGUUGAAAUAGCAAGCCUUGAAGAGCCUAUUGAAGAGCUGCAAACUUUAAAAACGGCCGUUUUAUCAAUACCUGUAAGCGCCCUUAGGGAUACAGUGAGUGGACUCCGGCUUGAAGUGAUUUUCUCUCUUUUGAACACAAAUGACAGAGAGAAAAUUGAGCUAUGCGUGGACAUCCUUGGUCGAAUCCUGCUCGCCCUCAGCCCUGUCCACCUGGCCCAAAACUGCAGAGUGGAACUUCAGGCUGGACUGAAACAUCCUGAUGACACAGUCAAAAUACUGGCAUUGACACAAAUUGGUAGAAUGGUAUUGAACCAUGAGGCAGUAACAGAAAUUCAGAACAACCAAGACAUACUUCGGGAAGUGAUCCACUGCAUCAAAGGAGAGAAGAUGACGGUGGCCAAAGAGGCAGUACGAGCUCUUGCCAAACUUAGCCACUCCAAAGCUGGGUUAGAUGCUCUAUUCAGGAGCGACUUGCUGAAAGACCUCAAGGAUGUGAUGGCUACAAGUGAUAUUGUCAGAUACAGAGUAUAUGAGCUGAUAGUGGACAUAUCGUCUGUCUCUCCUGUCUCCCUGGGUUACUGUGCCAACAGCAGCUUUAUUUCCCAGCUACUGGGAGAGCUGACAGGAGAUGAUGUACUGGUCAGGGCUACAGCCAUUGAGAUGGUGACCACACUUUCCCACAGUCAGCAUGGGCGCCAGUACCUGGCACAGCAAGGCAUCAUGGAUAAGAUAUCCAACAUGAUCACUGGAGCAAAAUCAGACCCCUUCUCUAGUUUCUACCUGCCAGGGCUGGUGAAGUUCUUUGGGAACCUGGCCAUCAUGGACAGUCCCCAGCACGUGUGUGAGACCUACCCGGCUUUCCAGAACAAGGUGUUUGAGAUGGCCAUCGACCCAGACCCUGUUAUGACUGGAGUGGCUCUGGACACACUGGGGGUCCUGGGCUCCACUGUGGAGGGAAAACAAGUCCUGCAGAAAACAGGUGAGAAGUUCAAUGCUGUGCUGAAGAGAAUGAGCCAGCUGGCCAGCGGUGGAGCCACCGAGCUGCGAGUGCGCUGUCUGGAGGCCAUCUCACUCCUAAUCACUCUGCAGGCUGAACAGCAGACAGAGGACCUGCUGGUUCUAACAGAGUCCUGGUUCCAUCUGCUGUCUAACCAGCCUAUGGAGAUGAUCCGGAACAUCAGCAUCCAGCCCUUCCCUGAGCUCCACUGUAGUGCUCUACGUAUAUUCACUGCCAUCGCUCCCCAGCCAUGGGGUCAAAGGUUAAUGAUUGGCACGCCAGGGUUCAUGGAGUUCAUUGUCGACCGUUCGACUGGUCCGACCAAGGAAGCGAAGGAUGCUAAGUUUGAGCUUGUGGGUGCGCUGGUGAGCUCUUCCACAGCAGCGGACAUCUUGGGUAGCCAGCACUACUUACGCCUGCGGUCCUACCUCCGAGAGGGAGCGUACUAUGUGACCGCUGUGGCAACAGUGACCACAGAGGGAGCAGAAUGAGAGAAAUGGGGAAAAUUUCAAAUGACACGUUAUUCUCAAUAUAGUUCACUACCUUAGGCCCUAUUCAAAAGUAGUGAGCUGUAUGGAUAGUAGGUUUAACUUGAGACUGCUACCAGACCAGGACCAACGAGACUCAAUUCUUGUUAUUUUAUUAGAUCGCCUGAGAUGCAUUUACUGUUACUUUUUCUAAGUGGAAUAUUUGCCCUUAUUAAAGAGGAAGCAUAUUGAAAAUGACAA
This is a messenger RNA of Oncorhynchus gorbuscha (pink salmon), 1791 nucleotides long. It is a transcript of the gene psmd5, whose product is annotated as proteasome 26S subunit, non-ATPase 5. The transcript has 10 exons. Gene Ontology annotation, cellular component: cytosol. Bases 40 to 1554 code for a protein of 504 amino acids. Lineage: Eukaryota; Metazoa; Chordata; Actinopteri; Salmoniformes; Salmonidae. Gene Ontology annotation, biological process: proteasome assembly. The record is from RefSeq and is a predicted model, not a curated record.